AUGGAAGAAGAUGCGAGUCUUAUGAUUUGCCAAUCGAAUUCCAUUUCCGACUUGGUAUUCACUGAAACCAUGAUCAGCUUUUGUGCUUCUGUUUCCUCAAGUCCUCUGUUUUCAAGCAUUGUCACUCUCUACGCUCUGAUCCUCCUCUAUUUCCCGUACCAUUUCAUCAGAAUUGUUUUCUCACCAGUGCCGAUCAUAACAGGAAUUCUCUUACUCACAAUUCUACGACUUGGUGCUGUUCAAAGAUUUGAAGGCGAUGAACACAGAGAAAAGGAAGACAAUUCUUGCCUGCUCGAAACAGAGUGUACCAAAACCAACGAGAGCAAAGAAUGCAAUGAGGAAAACAAAGAAAACAGGGGAAGCACGAGCACCUCCACUCAAAGAACCGAAGUCCAAGAACAAAUCCCAACUUCACCAGAAGCUCAAUAUCACAGCUUUUUCACCUACCAAUCCGAAACGGACUCCGAAAGCGAAAUGGGUUUUGAUCCGAACCCCUGUUUUGAAGACUUUUUCGUCGAGUGGAACCUGAAGGCGCCAUUAGAGGUCAUAUAUGAAGAGAAUGAAGGUGAAGAAGAUGAGAUGGAUCGCAAUGGAAAUGACCCGAAUUCGAAACAAGAGCAAGAAAGCCAAGUUCAGGGUCUUGAAAGGUACCCUUCGUUGUCUAUGUAUUACCCGGAGUCGGACUCGGAUAGCUCAUCGGACGGCGGGUAUUCGGUGACCGGAGUUUGUAACUCACCGGAGAGCAUGUGCUUCAGGUGGGAAGAGGAAGACAGAGAAGGGUUGAUAGAGAUUGCUUUGGAGGAAAAUUCAAAGAGAGGCAUGGAUUUUCAAGUUGAUCACGAGGAAGAUAAUUUGAUAGAGAUUGAUAUAUCUCCGACGAGAAACAAUGAAUAUUGCGGCAAGAAAUGGCUGUCUCCCGGCGAGGUUAGGUUCAGCUAA
This is a messenger RNA of Prunus armeniaca (apricot), 939 nucleotides long. The record is from the annotation of a GenBank genome assembly. Lineage: Eukaryota; Viridiplantae; Streptophyta; Magnoliopsida; Rosales; Rosaceae.